AUGUUGAGCUCCCCGUGGUUGGGUGACAUGAUCAGCCGGCCACAGUUCGGUGGGCCGGUCAAGAAGAGAAGCGAGGAGGGGGCACGCACCCAGCCGGUGUCCAGCCGGCGUCCAGUCCGGUGCAGCCGGGUCCAGUCGGGCAGCGAGUCCUGGUGCAGCGGGUCCAGUCCGGUGCAGCCGCUCCAGUCCGGUGCAGCGUCCAGUCUUCGUGUGCCAGUCGUGUCCAGUCUUGUGUCCGUGUGUCAGUCUGUGUCCAGGCGUGAUCCAGCCGCUCCAGUCCGCUCAUCCUCUCCCCAUUUAGAUAAUGAGCUCCUGUAUCGCACCCGUGAGGGGGAUGUGGUCCGCUUUAACAUGGAGACCAAUGAGAGCACAAUCCUGGUCACAAACAGGAAGUUUGAAAUGUACAAAGCCAGCAAGUAUGAAGUUUCCCCGGAUAUGAAACUGGUUCUACUGGCCUACAACGUCCAGCCGGUGUAUGAGCACUCCUUUACUGCAGACUACAUCAUCUGCAGCUUAGAAAACCCAGAAACAUGGAUCCUGAACCCUCCAGAAGUGCGCAACGCUCAUCUGCAGUUUGCUGGAUGGGGUCCACAAGGCCAGCAGCUGAUUUUUAUAUUUGAGAAUAACGUUUACUACCGAGCCACCGUGGGAAACAGAUCCAUUCGCCUGGUUUCUACUGGAAAGGAAGGUGUGAUAUUUAAUGGCCUCAGCGACUGGCUGUACGAAGCCGAGAUAUUUAAGUCCCAUAUCGCCCACUGGUGGUCUUCGGAUGGAGCAAGAAUCGCAUACGCAACCAUCAACAACACGCUGGUGCCCAAGAUGGAGAUUGCGAUGUUCACCGGCUCUGUGUACCCCACGGCUAGACAAUACCACUAUCCUAAAGCAGGAGAGGAAAACCCUGUCAUCUCACUAUAUGUCGUGAACCUCAAUGGUCCUUUACACACUAUUGAGAUGAGACGGCCCGAAGACCAGAGGAUAGGCUGUGACAUUGUUUCGCUGCUCACUCCAAAACACGAGGAUGAAAGCGAGGGUUGGCUAAACAGACAGAACGAAGAGCCGCUGUUCUCUAAAGAUGGACUCAGGCUGUUCUUCACCAGAGCAAUCCCACAGGGAGGACGAGGAAAGUUCUUUCACAUCUCCAUGUCCAUCUCGCAGCCCAACAGCAGCACAGAUACUCUACAGUCCAUCACAUCUGGAGACUGGGACGUCACACGCGUUCUGGCCUAUGAUGAGGACAGCCAGUUAAUAUAUUUCCUGAGCACUGAGGACAAUCCUAAAAGAAGACAUCUGUACAGCGCAGACACGGUCGGCACCUUCAACCGCCGCUGUCUGUCCUGUGAUUUCACUGACAGCUGUGGAUACGUCACUGGCUCCUUCAGUCACAGCAGGGAUUACUUUCUGCUCGACUGUAAAGGUCCUGGAGUUCCUUUUGUGGCAGUAUACAGCACCCUGGACAAACAGAAGGUGUGUGACAUCGAGCUGAAUUUGAACCUGAGGAGAAGCCUGGACUCAGUCCAGAUGCCGCGAGUGGAAUACAGAGAGAUAAACAUAGAGGAUUACAGCCUCAGCAUGCAGAUCCUGAAACCUGCCGGCUUCAUAGAAACAUCCCACUACCCGCUUCUGCUUCUCGUAGAUGGUACUCCAGGCAGUCAGUCGGUCUCAGAGCAGUUCCACAUUGAUUGGCCGCUGGUGAUGGUCAGCAGUUUCGGGGCGGUUGCUGUGCGCUUUGACGGUCGUGGAAGUGGCUUUCAAGGGACUAACUUUCUCCAUAAGGUGCAGCGCAGGCUGGGGAUGUUCGAGGAAAAAGACCAGCUGGAGGCCCUCAGAGUUAUGCUGAAGGAGCCGUACGUUGACAAGACCAGAAUUGGAGCUUUUGGGCAGGUGUAUGGAGGUUAUAUCACCAGUCUUCUGCUGAGCUCUGAAGAGUCUGUGCUCAAGUGUGCUGCAGUCCUCUCACCCAUCACUGACUUUACACUAUACGCUUCAGCUUUCUCAGAAAGAUAUCUGGGUCCUCCUAAACCGGAUCGGAGAGCAUACGAGAUGGCCAACCUUGCGUACAGAGCGUCUCAGUUCGUCGAUAAGAAGUUUUUAAUCAUUCAUCCAACUGCAGAUGAAAAAGUCCACUUUCAACACACAGCCAAAUUGAUCUCCAGAUUAAUCAGUGAGAGAGCAAACUACACUCUGCAGAUCUAUCCAGAUGAAGGUCACUUCAUUCACAACGAGAGAACGCGGCAGCACCUCAGUCAGUCGCUGGUCAACUUCUUUGAGGAGUGUUUCAGACUCCCAGACCGAGUGUUCGAGGAGGUGCUAGAGGAGGAGAGCGAGGAAGAGGGUUAAUGCUCCUCGUCCGUCACGUCCAAGCACAAAGCCAGCUCCUUUUGCCACAUAAUAUGCAACCCAUAGAUUUGUUCUUCAGUUUUCUUCUCAACGGUCCCUCCGCACCUCGCGGUGUAGCAUGCUGACUCUGAGACUGCCCCGCCUCGACUUACCUUCAGGUGCUCCUCACACACUCUCUCCAUCCGUCAAACCGCUGCGGGCCGACGCCGCACCAUCUCUCUCAACCAGGCAAGCCAGCUGUGAGCUCACGCGAGGGUCAUGAAGAAGACGCAGGCUCGGGUCUGUCCGUCACGUGGACGGAUGAGAUGCUGCCAUACGAACUGAGUGCUGAGCGAGAUGGGAUCCCAGUAAGCUGUGAAACUCACAGGAGACUCGAGGCUUAACCGCACAAUACCUGGAGUUUAAACAGUGGGACGGAGGGGUCAUGUGGUGUUCGUUUCCAAUAGCUAUUCAGUGUUUUGCGAAGGGAAGUGAGGCGUUGUCGAGAGAAAGUGUCAUUCGUGGUUCAAACGAUCUUCUCAUGUCCAGUUGUGCUCGUGUCUGGUGUUGCAUUCACUUGGAUAUCGAUAAUACUUGUUUUCAGUGUUCAAGCGUGGAAAUCGUAUAACCUCAAGUGUGUAUUUAGAUGGUGUUUAUUCAUUGCCAAAACUUCAUCAAGCAGAAGGGGAGCAUUAUUCUUGUAGACCAUGACAGUUUCUUAAGACUGUUGAUCCUACUUCUUCACUUGUUUUUUGGUUUGUUUUUGGUUCAUUUUUUUACAGCGGUGGUCUGUCAGUGCUAGAGAAAGCACACUAUCUUGAUUUAGUCACUGUGCCUUAUUAUGGGGGCAAACAAUCCUCCUUACAAGGAGCCUCCUUAUAAAUAACACGUGUAAUUAAACUCUGUUACGUUUGAUUGAUGGGAUUCAUGUCUGUACUUCAAUUCACUGUAAUAGCAUUUUGAUGAUGCUGUUUUUAGUCAAUUAUAUCAUACUUCUUAUUUGUGCAUGUGUAAGCUAGCGUUGUUUUAUUGUCAACAAAAACCAACUCGCUCGGCCUCCUGCUAAUAGUGGUUUUCCAUUCACUUUAAGGAUCGAGUAAUGGAGCAUGAAAUUAAAACGUAUGAUUUCAACAUUACCUCAGAAUUACGCUAAAACCUCUUUGAGGGUUUCAAAAGCCAGUUUGUAGUACAUCUGUUGAUACACGCCCGAAAUAUCUGUACAUACAGUAAGCGUAACGAGCAUUUAAGGAACAGUCCAAACAAAAAUGAUGAAUCAUUUAUUCACCCUCAUGGAUCACAAAAGAUGAUGUUCACACUUGUUCUUUUCCAGACAAUGAAAGUAAAUGGGGUUGCAUAAAAAAGAGACAUUUAGUCAAGUGUGCUAUUAGUAGACUUAUAUAAACUACAACUUGGGCCAGUUUGGUAGUAUUGAAAAAAGUAUACUACUGCAAAUACACUUGAACUUUGCUUUAAGUACAUGCGUGUUUCAAGUCUUCUGAAGCCAUACAUUUUAUGUAACACACCAAAAUUUUAAUCGUAAAAUCUUCGAUACACUACAGUAUAUGUACAAUCUAUACAGACUACUUGUAUACUGUACUCUUAUGGCACUCUUUCCAGCCCCGUUCACUGUCACUGGAAAAGAGCAGCUUGCACCUUCUUUUCAACAUCUUUUUCCAGAGUCACACAUCAUGAGAGUGAAGAAAUAACAUAUUCAGAGUUUUUAAGUAAACCAUUCCUUUAACACUCAUAAAGUACAGUACUGUGCAAAUGUUUCCCAUCACCUUUUCUUUAUUUUCAAGAAGUAGUCAUCAAUAGUAUUUUUGCGUGUUUGUCUCAAUGUUUUGCACAGUACUGUAUAGUAACAAUUAUCGGUUGUACUUUUUGCAUACUGUAUAAAAGCUCUUGAGGAUGAAAUGUGUCUUAUUUUAGUUUGAAUGAAGUGUUCUUGGUUAAUCUUGAUGCAUGUCAAACUCAAAAGCUAUUUUUUAAAAAUACCUGCAUAGUAUUUUUGACGGCUUGAAUGCUCCUUACCAAACUGCAUUUCAUGUGGAGUAGUUUUGUGGGUAAGAUCUCAGUCUUGUCUGCGUGAUGUAUAAUUGUUACUCAAAUAUCAUUUUUGUCUCUGAAUAUCUGAGUGUUUCUUGUACAUAAAGCAUUUGAAGGUUUUUGUUUCCAUGUUUCCAACAGAAUGUGGUGUGGUGGAGGUCAUUGUUGUUACAAACUUUAAUGAAAUGAAAGAAUCACAUGGGACCAAGAGUAUGAUGGGAUUGCUGUUUACUGACUGAUUAAAGACUAGACAUAUUGAGGCAACUGUCAGAAUACAAACGAUUUUAUCAUCACUUCAGUUAUUUGUUUUGAUCCUCACUUGGAGAAAAGGGAUGAAUACGUAAGUAACCAAAAUAAACUGAAAGCCUUCAUUGUCGA
Messenger RNA from Triplophysa rosa, 4740 nucleotides. It is a transcript of the gene dpp6a, whose product is annotated as dipeptidyl-peptidase 6a. The record is from RefSeq and is a predicted model, not a curated record. The coding region runs from base 1 to 2337 and encodes 778 amino acids. NCBI's taxonomy places the organism in Eukaryota, Metazoa, Chordata, Actinopteri, Cypriniformes, Nemacheilidae. The transcript has 25 exons. Gene Ontology annotation, molecular function: dipeptidyl-peptidase activity; serine-type peptidase activity. Gene Ontology annotation, biological process: proteolysis.